Molecule: messenger RNA, 669 nt
Organism: Macrosiphum euphorbiae (potato aphid)
Lineage: Eukaryota; Metazoa; Arthropoda; Insecta; Hemiptera; Aphididae
Source: the annotation of a GenBank genome assembly
AUGGAAAAACCAAUGUCUAUCUAUGAUAUUCCAUUAAUUGUUAAACAGGCAUUACCCAUGGCUGCAACUAUGUCUAAUAUACAAUCUGGGUUUAGAGUAUCUGGCAUAUGGACUUAUAAUCCAGACAUAUUUACCGAUGAAGCAUUUCUACCUAGUUAUAUAACUGAUCGACCACAAGAAACAAAUAAUUUAAUUACUGCCACUCAUGAUGAGGUUAAUCAAUAUAAUAUUAGUGAACUACCAAUGCAAAGUCCUUCCACUUCACAAUCAGAUCAUAAUCUAACUUCCUAUCAACCAAAAGAAGUUAAUAAUGUUUCAGUUACAGUUACUGAAGUAGUCAGCACAAUUGGGAAUAAACCUACGGUUCAAAGUCCUUCCACUUCAAAAUUAGAUGACACUAGUCAAACAUGUAAUAACUUUAUAUCGCCAGAUCAAAUAAGGGCAUUCCCAAAAGCUGGUGCCCGCAAAACAAAUGGUAAAGGCCAGAGGAUAAAAAGAAAAUCAACUAUUCUCACAGACACCCCUGAAAAAGAUAAAAUACAAAAUGAACAUAAUGCCAGAGAAGAUAAGAAAAACAAGGUCAAACCAGUCAAAGUGUGUAAAAAAUUAAAAUUUGAUAAACAAGUUUGUGGAGUUGACUCAGACGAUGAAACAUUUUGUCUAUUGUGA